Molecule: messenger RNA, 1132 nt
Organism: Lentinula edodes (shiitake mushroom)
Lineage: Eukaryota; Fungi; Basidiomycota; Agaricomycetes; Agaricales; Omphalotaceae
Product: Alpha/Beta hydrolase protein
Exons: 7
Coding region: 86-973 (295 amino acids)
Biological process (GO): proteolysis
Molecular function (GO): peptidase activity
Source: RefSeq, a predicted model, not a curated record
AUUCUGGCACAAGAUGACAUACUCCCCAGACUAGUAUAAGUACGCCCUUGAUAUAGAGGUCAAGAGCAGCUUAUCUCUAUUCGAGAUGCCAUUAUCCGCUUUUGAUCAUUCUGUGGACUUCACGGUAGGAGGGCGGGUGUUCAAAACCUAUUACAAAGUUUUAGGCAACUUGAAAGCUGGUCAAUGCCCUGUUGUCAUGCUGCAUGGUGGCCCGGGCAUGAAUCAUAUCUAUAUGACGCCCCAUGACCUGCUUUUUACGGAUGCUAGUAUUCCGGUGGUAUACUAUAACCAAAUCAGUUACCGUGACUUUCCAAACUCACCUGCAGAAUUUUGGAGCAUGGAAUUAUUCAAGGAUGAACUCGAUAAUCUUCUGAACCAUCUAGGAAUUAGAGGGAAUUUUGUUCUUCUUGGUCAUUCCUGGGGAGGCACCAUAGCAAGUGAUUAUGCCGUCACUCGUAUGCACCAGGGGCUCAAAGGGCUGAUUGUUGCAAAUACAUUCUGCUCUGCAAAGCUCUACAGAGAGGGUGUUGCCUUUUGGAUUGAUGCAUUACCCAACGGGCUUCCAGAAAUCAUCAAGAAGCACAAAGCAAAUGGAACAACAGACGCAGAAGAAUAUACUAAAGCCAUGCAAUUGUAUAAUAAUUUGCAUAUAUGUACUCUUGAUCCAUGGCCCCAACCACUUGUAGCCUCAUUGGAUUUUUCAAAGGGAAACCGGCAUCCGGAUUUCAACAUGAGCAAGAUUCUUAAAGAUUGGGAUGUAACAAAUGGCCUGCAUAAAAUUACAUGUCCCACUCUUCUUAUCAGCUCACCAGUUGAUGAGAUGUGGGAGCCUUGUGUAAAGCCAUUUUUUGAAGGGAUACCCCUCUGUAAAUGGGUAGAAUUUCAGAACAGCUCCCAUCUUCCAAUGUAUGAGGAGCCUCAACGAUAUUUACAGAUAGUUGUGGAUUUCUUCAAUGUUGCACUUCAACGCUGAAGCUUGUGGGUCAAUAUAGGCAAUGGUUGUCCUUGGGUGGUUAGGAUUUCAAAGUCACUAGUGAGGUGUUAGAUCAGUUAAUUCAUGUUUUUUCACAUGUUGUCUAAGAGUCAGUUGGAUGUGCAGAGCCGCCCUGACUUUACUUGUGUCAGAUUCCUG